AUGGCGCUUCUUUUCCCCCCUUGGUCGCGUUAUUCAUUGGCGUUUCUGGAAGUAGAGCCCAGCACAUGGUCGCCGGAAGAGCGCAAUACGUAUGAACGCCUCCUUGCGUGCGCACCGGACGACUAUCUCUUCCCUCUCCGUGAAAAGGGUUUCCAGCCUACAAACGACGUGAAUACAUUCGGAGGAGGGGAGACCUUGGCAAUCCAGGCACAAGGACCUAUGCAAUUCGACCAGUCUGCCUUAAAUAACCGCAAUCCACUCGCAAAUCACCCGUCUAUCGACAGGGUUUUCAUCAACCCCGAGUUGAGCCCCGAGGCCUUGGACUUGCAGUCCAUUGACUGGACCACCAGACCUGGAGUCUUCUUCCCCGGCACAGAUGGCAUGCAGUCGUCUGGCACUCAGCCUUAUUUCAAUCUUCCGCAGCUCUAUAGAGGUGUGCCUCCAGCUCCAACAACCAUGCACACCGAAGCCCAACAUACCUCCACUCCUAACGGCCCUCGCGCUUCCCCGGUUCCCUAUGCGUACAUGAGGGUCCCGGAGCUGCGAAAAGAGCUCAAGAAACGAGAGAUCCACUGCACCACGAAGAUGGUCAAAGCUCACUUGAUCGAACAACUGGUCAAAGCAGACCUGAUGGAGGAACAGGCCAAAGAAGGUGCCAUUGCCUAUAGGCGUUGA
Messenger RNA from Mytilinidion resinicola, 675 nucleotides. RefSeq lists its product as uncharacterized. The record is from RefSeq and is a predicted model, not a curated record. The transcript is spliced from 2 exons. NCBI's taxonomy places the organism in Eukaryota, Fungi, Ascomycota, Dothideomycetes, Mytilinidiales, Mytilinidiaceae. Bases 1 to 675 code for a protein of 224 amino acids.